Stylophora pistillata is the source of this 1615-nucleotide messenger RNA. RefSeq lists its product as uncharacterized. Gene Ontology annotation, cellular component: membrane. Lineage: Eukaryota; Metazoa; Cnidaria; Anthozoa; Scleractinia; Pocilloporidae. Gene Ontology annotation, biological process: sensory perception of taste. The record is from RefSeq and is a predicted model, not a curated record.
UUCCAAAGCGUUGCCUGUGAAUGGGGUUUCCGCACCCUUUCAAUCUCGUUCAAAGAGCUCCACUUCUUUCGUUGUUCCAAUACACGAGGCCACAAAUGGUAACAAAAGAAUGUUAAAGACAUUGAACGAAAUAUACAGCCCAGUUCUGAAGCUGAUGAAGCUAUUUGGAUCCUAUUACGGACACACAGACUUGAAGCAGUUGGAACACAUGGCAGCUGGAAAGCAUAUCUUUUCGAAGAUAUACUGCGGCUUGAUGGUGUCUCUCAUUUGGUUGAAUGUCGUAAUGGCUUUCUUUGGGAUUUUUCUUUCAGGCUCAGCUUACAUGUUUCUGAUGUUUGCCUUAGGCCAGGUUUUGAUAGGAAUCUGUGGGAUAACGUCAGUAAUUGUUCUCCCUUUAACUCUAAAAAGGAAAUCUCGAUUUGAAAAAUUUAUUCGCAGCCUACUUGCUAAUGUUAAAUUCAUUAAUUUAAAUGGGGUUAAGAAAAAGUCAAGAAAAACCUUCUUCGUAUCUUGUUUAGUAUUCUUGACUAACAUCGCUUUCUGUUGUGUUUGUGAUCAAAUAUUAGGCCUUACUAUUGCUUGUUGUGGACCUUGGAAUUGGUGGUUUGGUUUUAGAGUAUUUGCACUGAUUUCUUUAUUUACUGGGUCUGUAGGGUGGUUGCUUACGGUUCUUUUCUUCUAUGUUACUUGUCUCAUUCUGGAGGAAUGUUAUGAUGGGCUUUACAAGAGAAUGUCAUCUUUACCUCCCCUUUCUGAAGAUUUCCUGUCUUUAAAGAUGGAACAUCACAAGUUAUCGGAGGUAGUCGAGCUUGCAGACAAGAUGCUGUCACCAUUUCUCCUUGGAAUCAUAUCCAUUUACAUGCCGCUAUUGUGUAUCAGCUAUUACAACACCUUUAUUCUAACAGAGGGCACAGAUUCAAUAACCUUAGCCAUCACCUCGUGUUGGUGUCUGAUUGCAGCAACAUUUUUGUUGCUAGUCCUAUAUUCUGCAUCCAAAGUGAGCGAAAAGAUUCACAGUUUUCAAAGGAUUUUGCCGAGAUUACCCGUAUCCAGAUCAGAGGAAGGCAAGGUUGGAAUGUUGAUGUUCUUACUAGACCUUCAAGGAGAGCCAAAAGGUUUAUCUGUCGGGGGACUGGUUGUCAUUACUAAGUCAAUGUCCUUGACGGAUUUAUGUUUCUUCUACACUUUUUUCAGAUUGUUGGGGUGACUGUCUCCUACUUUGCUGUAAUGUUGUCUUUGCCGCGUUAAGACUGGCUACUUUCCCGGAUGGGGGGCUGUGAAAAUGCAUCCUCAGCAAAAGAACUGAAACUGUAAAUAAUUCGUUAUUUAAAAGGAAAUAUGCGCAUCAUGUAUUGAACUAUUUAAUGAACAGCUUGUAUUGCAAAGCGAAAAUAGCUUUUAGCUCAUUAAAAAUCGUUGAAUGCAAAAGAAAUUGUAUUGAGCAUUGACAAGGUAAAGAAAGACGUCGACUGAUUUGUUAGGAGUCUGAAAAACUUAUAUUAUUUGAUUUCUUCCCUUCUUCGUCGAUCAUUUUUCCGUUCCAAGUGGACGUGUUUUUGUAAUUCCUCCCAGGAAAGGAGGUAGAUUGCCAGCAUGACGCAAGAGCAAUGUAGGA